AUGGACAAUGAAGAGAAAAUAGUUUCUGUUCUACAAGUUGACGAGCUAUUUUUACGUAAAAUUCUUUCGAGGGAUGAUUCUUCCUUGGAUGAUUCAGUUCAUAUUCCUCACCGACGGAGCGUCGGCGCAAUUCCGUUCCAAUGGGAGUUGGAGCCUGGUACCCCCAAACAUCGUUUAGUGUCGGAUAAGGAGAUCGUUUCACCAAUCAAGCCACCGUCGAGGACGAUGUCGCGGAUGAGCCAAGAGAGAAACAAGCAAUGCAUGAAUGAUGCAAGAGAAACAAGACCUUGGUUUUGGAAGAAAUCAAAGAAAAAAACAAGAGGUAAAGAUAAAACAAAAUCUGACGGAAAUAUUGGGUUUGAUAAUCCAACAUCUUCUCCAUCAACUUCCUCUGGAGUCACAUUAUCAAGAUUACGACGUUUUGCUAAGAUAUGGUAUAAAUGUCCUUUCUAA
Hibiscus syriacus is the source of this 453-nucleotide messenger RNA. RefSeq lists its product as uncharacterized. Bases 1 to 453 code for a protein of 150 amino acids. NCBI's taxonomy places the organism in Eukaryota, Viridiplantae, Streptophyta, Magnoliopsida, Malvales, Malvaceae. The transcript has a single exon. The record is from RefSeq and is a predicted model, not a curated record.